AUGAUGCUUCACGUUGGCGGCGGCGGCGGCGGCGAUGACGAGGCCGCCACUGAGAGCCGCCUCCGCCGCUGGACCGGCGACGAGGAGACCUCCAUUAAAGAACCCACCUGGCGGCCGCUGGACAUCGACUACUUACACAGCUCGAGCAGCAGCAAGAGGACGGGGAAGGAGAAAGUGGCCACGCCGGAUUCCCCCGCGCCGGCUGCCGCGGCCAAUUACUUCAAGAAAGGCGACGACAAUGCCGCAGCCGCAGCGGCCGCGGGCGGCGGCAACUACAAGCUGUUCAGCGAGCUGGAGGCCAUCUACAAGCCGGGGAGCGGCGGCGCGGGCGGCGCCCAGACGGGCUCCGGUUCCGGCCUCACCGGAGACGACAAUGCCAUCCUCGAGCCGGCCAUGGCCGACCUCCAGGACGUGGCGGCCGCGGCCGUGGGCCCGCAGCUGAACACGUCGGAGACGUCGGCCGGGGAGGAGGCGGCCGCGGUGGUGCAGCCGCAGCCGCAGCCCCAGCCGUCGGCGGAUGCGGCGCGGCGCAAGCGGAAGCGUCGGCGGCAGCAGCAGGAGCAGCUGAGCGCGUCGGCGUCCUUCUUCGAGCGGCUGGUGCAGCGUCUGAUGGAGCACCAGGAGAGCCUCCACCGGCAGUUCCUGGAGGCCAUGGAGCGGCGCGAGCGGGAGCGCGCCGCGCGGGACGAGGCGUGGCGGCGGCAGGAGGCCGACAAGUUCGCCCGCGAGGCCGGCGCGCGCGCGCAGGACCGCGCCAGCGCCGCGGCGCGCGAGGCCGCCAUCAUCGCCUACCUGGAGAAGAUCUCGGGCGAGUCCAUCACGCUGCCGCCGCCCGCCGCGGCGUCCGGCGACGACACGAGCCAGGACGCGACGGCGGCCGGCAACGGCAAGGAGCUGGUGCCGUACGACGGCGGGGACGCGACGGCGCCCGAGGGGGGCGGCGGGUCGCUGCACCUCAGCACGUCGCGGUGGCCCAAGCACGAGGUGGAGGCGCUGAUCCGGGUGCGGACGGGGCUGGAGGGGCGGUUCCAGGAGACCGGGCUCAAGGGCCCCCUGUGGGAGGAGGUGAGCGCGCGCAUGGCGGCGGCGGGCUACGGCCGCAGCGCGAAGCGCUGCAAGGAGAAGUGGGAGAACAUCAACAAGUACUUCCGCAAGGCCAAGGAGAGCGGCAAGAAGCGGCCGGCGCACGCCAAGACGUGCCCCUACUUCGACGAGCUAGACAGGCUCUACUCCCGCUCGGGUCACUCGGUGGCGGUGGCGGCGGCGCGCGACGGCGAGUCCAAUGCCGGGGGAGGCGAGGCCAAGCAGGCGAGCUCGGAGCUGCUGGACGCGGUGGUCAAGUACCCCGACGUGCGCUACGGCCCGCCGGGGUUCGGGAUGGACAGGGAGCAGGUCUCCGGCGGCGGCAAUAACAACGCUAAUAAUGAACGUGGAGAGGAGGAUGGCGACGGGGAGGAGGACGGCAUUGGCAAGGGGAGGGCCGGCGAUGAUCAGGACGACGAGGUGGACAGCCAUGGCCACGAUGAUGAUGAGUAG
Miscanthus lutarioriparius is the source of this 1536-nucleotide messenger RNA. NCBI's taxonomy places the organism in Eukaryota, Viridiplantae, Streptophyta, Magnoliopsida, Poales, Poaceae. The record is from the annotation of a GenBank genome assembly.